Heterobasidion irregulare TC 32-1 is the source of this 933-nucleotide messenger RNA. RefSeq lists its product as uncharacterized. The transcript is spliced from 5 exons. Lineage: Eukaryota; Fungi; Basidiomycota; Agaricomycetes; Russulales; Bondarzewiaceae. The record is from RefSeq and is a predicted model, not a curated record. The coding region runs from base 1 to 933 and encodes 310 amino acids.
AUGAGGUACCUUAGGUGCAAAACAGAUAAUGUAUUUCCUGACUCUACACCGGAUUGCUACCGGGAAUUAUUGAUCAUAAUUCGAGAGUGGAUGUACCUAGUCACAAUGAAACACGCCAGCCAGGCUCCAGCUUGCAACAUGACCAUUGGCAGUUUGGCAGUGCUUUAUCCCACUUGCCCGCAGCCUGACACCAACAUGGCGCCCAAUUGGCAUGAGCAACCUUACUCGCAGAGCUUCUUGGAUGCACUUUUUCAUACGAUUGAUGGCAAUUUUCACCAAAACCAAAAGAUCAAGCCCUUGGAUCCCAAUGACUUCCCUCUGACCUUGGGCGUGGGCUAUUUCGCGCAUGAGGGAGACUUUGAGGCAUAUCAGAAACUACUGGGACUAAUAGAACAUGAGCCGUCUAUGUGCCAUCAGUUUGGAGCCAUGGGUUAUGGAGGGUAUUGGGAUAAGGUAUCUGGAACAGUUGGUCUUUCCUGUGCCCAACACAUGUUUGUGUUGCCGGGGGGAGGGGUAGACCUACAAAAGGGGGAAAGAUUUGCCAAUGUUGAUUUCGCGAUGGCAUCUGGCUUAAAGCAUUGGAUGGAACUGCGCUUGCACAUCUUAGGCUAUGACAUCAAUUAUCAGUAUCGGAUCCACUUCAACAAACAAAUGUCAUGGAUGGGCGAUCACACAGGGCACCUUCUAGCUGUAUCUGGCGCUCAAUUCCCUACCAUAGUGGCAGCUGUCAGGAAUAUUCAUCUCCCAGCAUGCAAAGUGUCAUGUCAGUAUAUGUUCUCAUACCAUUGGUUGCCCAGCGUGGGGAUGACGGAUGGUGAAGCCCCUGAACAAAUCUGGGUGAUCUUGAAUGACAUCGGAGACAGCACUUAUGAGAUAACCUCGGGACAUCAUCACAAUGUCAUUAAUGAUCACCACUCAGACAUGAAUGUGUGA